CUGGUUUUUUUCGUCUUUUCCUACCCCUUCUCUCUCUCUCUCUCUCUCUCUCUCUCAUCGAGCUCCGAUUUCUCUCUCUAAAACUCUCUCUCUCUCUCUCUCUGUGUUUUAAUCUCUGCUCACUAGUUCAUAUAGUCUUCGAAUCAAUCAUUGAUAACUACUCGAAAAACCACCAUUGAAGAAAAGGUUUCAAUGCGAUCAAGCAUUCUGGUGAUAUGCACGAAGGUUUCUCCGAAAGGCAAGGUAGGGAUAGGUUUUCCUCAUCUACUUUCUGAACUCAAACUAGAAUUGUUUUUGUUUCGCCAAACAGAGCACAGAACAAGAAGCUUUUUUCUUUUUUUUUUUGUUUGCUUUUUUUGGUUGCAGUGGUUGCGGAGAUAAGUCGCCAUUAGAGGCCUGCUAAUGGUGCUCUAUAGUUUUUUUUCCUGAAGAUUCAUGCUAAUGAUAUGAAGAGAAACUGAAGAGUAUCAAUUUCUCGUGGUAUUUUCGAGAUGGAUUCAGUUGAUCCGACAGUGGUGACUCCAAGUAAAGGCAGAUUGGUGCGCACUUUUGCUAAGGUUUUGCAUAUUCGAGCUGUGACUGGUAUUGCCCCUGUUGGUGGAAUUCAGAAAACUAAUAAUUCUCAAGAAAAGGUCAAGUAUGAUAAUUGCAUGAGCAAUAAUAGGUCUCAGUCCUUUGACGAUGACGAUGUAAAGCUCUGGAACAGAGUGGCCACAGAAGCUUUUUUGGCUAAAUUGUUUGCCAGCAUUUCAGCCAUGAAAGCAGCAUAUGCCCAGUUACAGGUCGCUCAGUCUCCUUAUGAUGCUGAUGGGAUUCAAGCUGCUGAUCAGAUGGUGGUCUCGGAGUUGAAGAAUUUAUCUGAAUUGAAACAGUACUAUCUGAAGAAACAGUUUGAUGAGUUUCCUCCCGAAGCUACACUGCUUUUGGCUGAACUCCUGGAGCAGAAGAGUCUUCUGAAAACCUAUGAAAUUAUGGGGAAGAAGCUGGACUCUCAGCUUCAGCUCAAGAACUCGGAAAUUACAUUUCUUAAAGAGAAGUUGGAGGAAACCAAUAAAGAGAACAAAUUGCUUGAGAAGAGAUUGAAUGCAAGUGGGUUGUUAUCAGUUCCAGAGAAACUUCACUUGUCAGGCUUGAGCCCCAACCAUUUCAUUUCUGUUCUUCGGCAGACAAUUAAAUCUAUUCGGCAAUUUGUUAAAUUGAUGAUCAAUGAGAUGGAGUUGGCUGGGUGGGAUUUAGAUGAAGCAGCCAAAGCAAUUUUACCAGGUGUUGGUUAUUGGAACACAAGCCUCGGAAGUUUAGCAUUUGAGUCCUUUGUCUGCCUUGAAAUGUUUGAUGGUUUCAAUUACCCGAACUUCUCUUUUUCAAACAAGUCUUUGCUUGAUCAGCAGAAGCGGCAACAGCUCUUCUUUGACAGAUUCACGGAUUUGAAAUCCUUGAAAACAAGGGCGUACCUUAUCCGGAAACCGAAAUCAACAUUUGCAAGAUUUUGCUUUGCCAAGUACCUGCAAAUUGUUCAUCCCAAGAUGGAAACAUCUCUUUUUGGCAACUUAAAUCAGAGAAAUCUAAUAAAUUCUGGUCAAUACCCUGAAACUACGUUCUUCACCUCGUUUGCUGAAAUGGCAAAGCGGGUUUGGCUCCUGCAUUGUUUGGCCUUUUCGUACGAGCCUGAAGCCUCGAUCUUUCAAGUGGGCAAGAGGUGUCGAUUUUCAGAAGUGUACAUGGAAAGUGUGAGCGAAGAAGCCUUCUUGUCAUCGGAUGGCACAAUGAAAGCCGACCCACUGGUGGCGUUCACGGUGGUUCCGGGGUUCAGGAUUGGUAAAACUGUAAUUCAGUGUCAGGUGUGCCUCGCUUGAUCUUGAACUCUCUUUGAUGAAGCCACCUAAUCAUAGAAAAAUGGGAGAGACACAGACAUGGUUUGCCUAGUUUCUUGAGUAAUGUCGUGGGCAUUUUCUCUUUGUUUUGUGGCCAUUUUUGAAAAGGAAAGCAUUGUGGACUUUUUUGUGGGAACUAUCUCCGAUGAAUUUCUAUUUUAUAUUUCUUGAAGGAUGAUACCCCAAUUUUGUUAAUAUCAUCAGCCAAGUAAUAGAGGGACUGUUUAGCUGUAUUAUAUCAUAUUUUCUUUAUAUAAAAAUGUUUCUAUUUGCACGUACAUGAAUAGAAGAUAAUAUUAUUUCAUUUUUUGCA
Messenger RNA from Camellia sinensis, 2184 nucleotides. RefSeq names its product protein GRAVITROPIC IN THE LIGHT 1. The record is from RefSeq and is a predicted model, not a curated record. Gene Ontology annotation, biological process: response to red or far red light; negative gravitropism. NCBI's taxonomy places the organism in Eukaryota, Viridiplantae, Streptophyta, Magnoliopsida, Ericales, Theaceae.